Acanthamoeba castellanii str. Neff is the source of this 969-nucleotide messenger RNA. RefSeq lists its product as uncharacterized. Bases 1 to 969 code for a protein of 322 amino acids. The record is from RefSeq and is a predicted model, not a curated record. The transcript is spliced from 3 exons. Lineage: Eukaryota; Discosea; Longamoebia; Acanthamoebidae.
AUGAAGAAGCUGCGUGCUUGUCUGACAGGGCUGGUGCUACUGCUGGUCCUGUCCAUCGCCGCCUUGCCGGGACCGACGUCUGCGGUUUCGGUUGAGGCCACCACGACCGUGGCCGAUUCGGCCCUGAACGCGACCACGUCGGGCAUCAAGUCGCUCUGGCACAGCUGGUACGGGAAGGCCACCAGCCUGCUCGACGCGGUUCAGGCCCACCCCUCCACGGGCGCCACGCCGCCCGAAGUCAAGGAGGCCAAGGUGGUGGGCGAGAUCAAGCUGCUGGCCGAGGCCCUGAGACGGGAGGAGGCCAAGCUGGAGGACCUUCUCGAGGCUCGUCUGAUCAUCAAACGGCAGAGCUGGACCUGGUUCCUCGACCCUCAAAUCCGCGCUCAAGUCGACACAGCCACCCUGGCGGUGAACAAUCAGCGUCGCAAGGUGGAAUCGCUGUUCGACGACAUCUCGCUGCACUGGCGCCAGUUGAAGCCUCUCCACGGCGUGCGCUCGCGCAUGUUCGCCUCGGAGCUGCUGGCUUUCCUGCUCGCGCCGGUCCUCUCCAUCCUCGACUUCCUGGCCUCGACCUUCUCCUUCGGCCUGCUCUUCUUCUUCCUGCUCCUGGGUCCCGUGGCCCUCUUCUUCGGCAUGUUCGCCUUCUCCCUGGGCAUGGCCAUGCUGCCCAUGAUCGGCUCCUGCCUCGUCAUCCUCUACACCCUCGAGUUCCCCUGGCUCAUCAUCCAGUACAAUCCGUCGGCGCUGGAGUUCGUGGUGGCCUACGCGCCCUUCGUGCUGGCGACCUAUUGGCUGGCCAAGAGCAUGAGCCGCACCCUCCGCCCCGUGCGCCAGUUCCGCUACUACGCAGCCGACACCGCCGAACAACCUGGCCGCCGAACAACCCACCAGGCAGCAGCCCCAACCGCUGCUCCCUCGUCCGCCACCGCCACCGCGCCCCGACGUACGGACAACGUCAAGACCGACUGA